Suillus subaureus is the source of this 2523-nucleotide messenger RNA. RefSeq lists its product as uncharacterized. NCBI's taxonomy places the organism in Eukaryota, Fungi, Basidiomycota, Agaricomycetes, Boletales, Suillaceae. The record is from RefSeq and is a predicted model, not a curated record. Bases 1 to 2523 code for a protein of 840 amino acids. The transcript has 17 exons.
AUGCCUAACACCAUUCCAUGCAGUCACUCAUGCCAACAAGACCACAGCACACUCCAACUGCCCUGUGGAAGUUGUAGGCAGUAUUUCAAGACCCCUGGUGGGCAGACAAAACACCACUUGUCUGCACAUCCUGCUCCACCCAUAGCACCUCAGGCCACCCAUCAGCACUCUCCAGAACCUAUGGAUGUCAACACAAUCAAAGAACACGAGAAUUGUCCAGAAUUUGAUGUGGAUAUCGAAAUGGACGAACCCCCACAUCAUACAUCUCCUCAGCCAGAUGUCGAUGCUGAAUUCUUUGGGCCUGGGGAUCAUUUGUAUCGAAACUACCAUAUGGUUCUUGAUGGAAGACUGUGUGAUGCAAAUGGUGUAUUUCUUCCCCCUGGUGCUCCACCCCUGCCACCUAACAAUGUGGAUAUGAAUGAUUGGACUCCCUUUCGCAAUCAUAUGGAAUUCGAGAUGGCCAAGUUCCUGUACACUCAAAAUCAGAUGCCAGCAGGUCAAAUUGACAGGCUAUUGGACUUAUGGGCAUCUACUCUGGUGAAGCAUGGUGACAAGCCACCAUUCGCAGAUCACCGUGACUUGUACCAAGUCAUUGAUAGCUCACCCCUCAGAGAUGUAAAAUGGCAGAGUUUUACAGUUGCUUAUGAUGGCAAGAGACCUGAAAAUGAUACAAAGCCUUGGAUGGAUGACAAGUAUGAUGUCUGGUAUCAUGAUCCUCACAACGUUGUUCACAACAUGCGUCAGUGGAAAGAUUUCAUGUCUGGUGACUGGGCAUGGGAUCAAGCAGAUGAAAUCGCCAAAGACCCAAGCACCCUAGGUUCAACAUUUGUGCCUGUCAUCCUUGGGAGCGACAAAACUACAGUCUCUAUUGGUACUGGGAACAAUGAAUAUUAUCUGCUUUAUGCCUCGAUUGGGAACAUUCACAACAAUGAGCAUGCUGGUGAGCCAGCAUUCCGAAAAUUUCAUCAACAACUAUUCCACUCAUCGCUCUCAAAGAUUCUUGAGUCACUCAAACCCGGUAUGACAACUCCCGAAGUUGUAUGUUUUGGAGAUGGGCCUUACAUCGCAGAUUAUGAGGAGCAGGUACUGUUAGCAUGUAUUGUCCAUUCUUGGUGUCCUAAAUGUAUGGCACCUAGCAGUGAUCUUGAUCAAGACGCAUUAUGUUGUUGUCGUAGCUAUACAGAGGCACUCAUUGAGGAAGGUACCUCAGGUGAUCUUUGGGAUAACUUUGGAAUAGUCUCCGAACUUGUGCCCUUCACAAAUGACUUUCCCCGGGCCAAUAACUAUCAGAUGAUCUUGCCUGACAUCCUCCAUCAGCUCGUAAAAGGGGCGUUCAAGGACCACCUUGUAGACUGGGUUGAGAAGUACCUCAAACAUUACCACCUUAGAAUUGCUGCUGUCGCCUCAUUUGCAGGCUUGCGGCAAUUUCCUCAGGGAUGUGGCUUCAAGCAAUGGACAGGAGAUGAUUCUAAGGCCCUUAUGAAGGUCUAUUUGCCUGCUAUUGAGGGUCAUGUACCCAAAGAUGUGGUGUGGGCAUUCCGUGCCCUUCUUGAAUUUUGCUAUCUAGUCCGCUGUAAUAUCAUUUCUGAAGAUGCCCUAGUUGAGAUUGAAGAUGCACUUUCACGUUUUCACCACUAUCGUGAAGUAUUCAAAAUGACAGGCAUCAUUCCCACCUUCUCCCUUCCUUGUCAACACUCACUCAAACACUAUGUUCAAAAUAUACAGCUGUUUGCAGCACCCAACAGCCUCUGCUCUUCCAUCACCAAAAACAAACACAUCAAAGCAGCACUUGGUCAAAUGUUGCUGACAAAUCAGUGGCUCGACAAACUUGCAGGGAUGCUAUCUGGUACAUGUCUCUCAGCAGCAAUGGACAUCCUAGCGCCAAUCAACAUUGAUGAGGACUUGGAGAUCAAUAAUGGCCCGACAGUCUUACAAGCCUUUGGCAAAAAAUGCACUCAAACCAUCCCUGCUCUUGCUGAAGAAUUGAACAUUCCUUGCCUACCCAAACUUUUGCAUCCUGAUGAUCCCCACGAGGCAUCUGAUAUACGCCUCUCCGAAUGCCCUCACUACCUUGGUAAAAUCUCAGUCAUCAAUUCUGUUUACUUGAGUGGGAUUGGGGGUAUGUGUACUGAGCAUAUUCAUUCAUGUCCAUCAUGGUGGAAGGAGCAUCUGUGUCAUGACUGUGUCUUCAUCAAUACAGACCCUGACCUACCUGGAAUGCAAGGCCUUGAUGUUGCCCAUGGUGAGUUGUAUCCCUGUGUGGUGAUAUGCUGGUUCAACAAAUUCGGUGACAUGGCAGACGAGGACACCGGAAUGUGGGUCAUCCAUCCAUCACAUGUGGAUGGUGUUCCUGAGUAUGCUGUCAUUCAUAUCGACUCCAUCUUCCAGGCUGCACAUCUUAUUCCUGUGUAUGGCACUGAAUUUGUGCCUCAAGGUCUCAAAUUUUAUCAUUCAUAUGAUGCAUUUCAAGCUUACUACAUGAAUAAAUAUGCUGACCAUCAUGCAUUUGAGAGUGCCAUUUGA